Molecule: messenger RNA, 2451 nt
Organism: Girardinichthys multiradiatus
Lineage: Eukaryota; Metazoa; Chordata; Actinopteri; Cyprinodontiformes; Goodeidae
Gene: ntn1a
Product: netrin 1a
Exons: 7
Coding region: 181-2028 (615 amino acids)
Molecular function (GO): protein binding
Source: RefSeq, a predicted model, not a curated record
GGUUUUGAAAAGACCGGCAGAAGGAGCGGGUCCGCUAUAAGGACACAAGCGACUCUUAAGUUCAGCGGGAAGAAACAAACAACUCCGGAGCAGCUGUACGAAGAUUAAGAAAAGUUUGUGAUAUCUUUGUAAAUAAUUUCUUGCCACAGACACUCUGGGAACCAACGGACCGGACAGACCAUGAUAAGGGUUCUGGAUGCCGUCCUGCCUGCGCUGCUCGCCGCCUCCCUGCUGUGCCGGAGCGCGUUCGGCGGCUACGGGAUGAGUCUGUUCGCGGCGCAGACUUCCCUCCCGGACCCCUGCUACGACGAGCACGGCAACCCGCGGCGCUGCAUCCCGGACUUUGUCAACGCUGCCUUCGGGAAGGAGGUGAAGGUGUCCAGCACCUGCGGCAGGACGCCGAGCCGUUACUGCGUGGUGACUUCGGCGGAGAAGGGGGACGAGAAAACCCGGAACUGUCACACCUGCGAUGCGUCCGACCCCAAGAAGUACCACCCGCCGGCGUACCUGACGGACCUGAACAACCCACACAACCUCACCUGCUGGCAGUCUGAGAACUUCGUCCAGUUCCCACAGAACGUCACUUUGAGCCUGUCCCUCGGGAAGAAGUUUGAGGUGACUUAUGUGAGCCUGCAGUUCUGCUCACCCCGUCCUGAAUCCAUGGUUAUCUACAAAUCAAUGGACUACGGGAAAACCUGGGUGCCCUUUCAGUUUUACUCAACGCAGUGCAGGAAGAUGUACAACAAGCCCAACAGGGCCGCGAUCACCAAGCAGAACGAGCAGGAGGCCGUGUGUACUGACUCCCACACCGACAUGUACCCGCUGACCGGCGGCCUCAUCGCCUUCAGCACGCUGGACGGCCGCCCGUCCGCGCACGACUUCGACAGCUCCCCGGUGCUGCAGGACUGGGUGACGGCCACAGACAUCAAAGUCACCUUCAGCCGCCUGCACACGUUCGGUGACGAGAACGAGGAUGACUCGGAGCUGGCGCGCGACACCUACUUCUACGCCGUGUCGGACCUGCAGGUCGGCGGGCGGUGCAAGUGCAACGGGCACGCGUCCCGCUGCGUGAAGGACCGGGACGGGAGCCUGGUGUGCGAAUGUAAGCACAACACCGCGGGGCCGGAGUGCGACAGGUGCAAGCCGUUCCACUACGACAGGCCGUGGCAGAGAGCCACUGCCCGGGAGGCCAACGAGUGUGUCGCCUGUCACUGUAACCUCCAUGCCAGACGGUGCCGAUUCAACAUGGAGCUGUACAAACUGUCGGGGAGGAAGAGCGGAGGAGUCUGCCUCAACUGUCGGCACAACACAGCAGGUCGCCACUGCCACUACUGCAAGGAGGGUUACUACAGAGACCUGUCGAAGGCAAUCUCACACAGGAAGGCCUGCAAAGGUAUGGGGCCCGUUUCAGUCUAUUACUCAUGUGAUUGCCAUCCUGUGGGCGCUGCUGGCAAAACCUGUAACCAAACCACAGGACAAUGUCCCUGUAAAGACGGCGUGACUGGUAUCACGUGCAACCGCUGCGCUAAAGGCUACCAGCAGAGCCGCUCGCCCAUUGCCCCCUGCAUAAAGAUUCCAGUUUCUCCUCCCACGACUCCGUCCAGCAUCACAGAGGAGCCGUCAGACUGCGACUCAUACUGCAAAGCAUCAAAAGGCAAACUGAAAAUCAACAUGAAGAAGUAUUGCAAGAAGGGUUACGCUGUCCAGGUGCACAUCCUGAAGGCAGAGAAAGCUGGCGAAUGGUGGAAAUUUACCGUCAACAUCAUCUCCGUCUACAAACAGGGAGAAAGCCGCAUCCGCCGGGGGGACCAGUUCUUGUGGGUCCGUGCUAAAGACGUGGCCUGCAAGUGUCCCAAGAUCAAGCCAGGGAAGAAGUACCUGCUGCUUGGGAACGAUGAGGAGUCCCCUGGCCAGAGCGGAGUGGUAGCCGACAAAGGAAGCCUGGUCAUCCAGUGGAGGGACACAUGGGCACGCAGACUCAGGAAGUUCCAGCAGCGUGAGAAGAAAGGCAAGUGCAAGAAGCCAUAGGUGGGAAACAGCUAGAGAGGAAGCUGGCAAAAGAAAAGGAAUCCCGAACAGGUUUUUAAAACAAGAGAGAGAGAGAGAUCAGAAAAAGACAGAGGACCCAAGACAGAGGACACUGUUUAUGUUGCUGCUUUUUGUGUACAAGCAUGAAGAGAAUUAUUUAGGAUGAUUUGUAUUUUCUAGUGAACUUUUGUUGAAGGAGCUCAUCUUGCAGAUUUGGUUUUAUGGUUUAUUUUACCCUGAGAUUCGUCUCUCUUGUGGAUUUGGCGAAUUUGCACCUAUUACCAGUAUAUAACAUUAUUUGUGUUUGUUUUCUUUACUCUAGUAUGAGAACCUUGUAUUGUAUGCUAAAAAUGUUUAUGGACAUCCUAAGCUGGUGCAAAUGACAAAAAAAGACACCUAAUUACAGCUGCAAUAUUGCCUGUG